This is a messenger RNA of Peromyscus leucopus (white-footed mouse), 2961 nucleotides long. RefSeq names its product C-C chemokine receptor 1-like protein 1. Gene Ontology annotation, biological process: G protein-coupled receptor signaling pathway; positive regulation of monocyte chemotaxis; immune response. The coding region runs from base 291 to 1361 and encodes 356 amino acids. The record is from RefSeq and is a predicted model, not a curated record. Gene Ontology annotation, molecular function: C-C chemokine receptor activity; chemokine (C-C motif) ligand 7 binding; chemokine (C-C motif) ligand 5 binding. The transcript has 2 exons. Gene Ontology annotation, cellular component: membrane; cytoplasm. Lineage: Eukaryota; Metazoa; Chordata; Mammalia; Rodentia; Cricetidae.
CUGAGAGGGGCUGGACCUAGAAGCCUAUAUGUCCAGCUAGCUCCUAAUGACACUGUUGCACCACAACGUCACCUGGAGCAACACUAGUUCCUGGCUUUGUCUGAUUCAUACUUCCUAGGACUCCGUGGAAGACACAUGCACUUCAGAGACAUGACAUGCUUCUCAUAAAGGGGAGCAGAUACCAGAUACAGCAGGAUCCAGCUAUAUCACAGCUAGCUUUCAGAACCCUAUGCAUUUGAUAGCGAAGUAAAUAUAGAGGCCAUUUUCCUUGAUCCGUAGAAGAGUUCACAAUGGAUAUUUCAGCCAUUACAGAGCCCUACUACAACACAGUCACCAAGAAUGACUACAUUCCCGGUAUCUUAUGUGUGAGCAUGGAUGUGCGGGCAUUUGGAGUCACAGUGCUGACCCCCCUGUACUCCCUGGUAUUCAUCAUUGGUGUGAUAGGCAACAUCCUGGUGGUUCUGGUGCUCAUGCAGCAUAAGAGGCUUCGGAGCAUGACCAGCAUCUACCUAUUCAACCUGGCCAUCUCUGAUCUGGUCUUCCUCUUCACAUUACCUUUCUGGAUUGACUAUAUAAUAAAAGGAGACUGGAUUUUUGGUAAUGCCAUGUGUAAGUUCCUCUCUGGGUUUUAUUACCUUGGCUUAUACAGUGACAUGUUUUUCAUCACGCUGCUUACAAUUGAUAGGUACCUAGCUGUCGUCCAUGCAGUGUUUGCCCUGCGGGCCAGGACUGUCACUUUUGGCAUCAUCACCAGCAUCAUCACCUGGGUCCUGGCCAUCUUGGCUUCCAUUCCUUGUUUGUAUUUCUUCAAGGCCCAGUUGGAGUUCACCUACCAUACUUGCAGAGCAGCUUUGCCCCAGGAGAGCCUGAAACAUUUUUUGAGGUUUCAGGCUCUAACAAUGAACCUCCUUGGACUUAUUUUACCUCUCUUGGCCAUGAUCAUCUGCUACACAAGGAUCAUCAAUGUUCUACACAGAAGACCCAAUAAGAAGAAGGCCAAAGCUAUGCGUCUGAUUUUUGUUAUCACACUUCUCUUCUUCCUCCUCUGGACCCCCUAUUACCUGGCUGCAUUUGUUUCGGCUUUUGAAGACUUCCUAUUCACCAGCGGGUGUGAGAGAAGCCAACAGCUGGACCUGGCCUUGAUGGUAACUGAAGCAAUUGCCUACACGCACUGCUGUGUCAACCCAGUCAUUUAUGUCUUUGUGGGUGAGAGGUUCCGGAAGUACCUCCGGCAGCUGUUUCAAAGGCAUACGGCCGUACCAUUGGCAAAAUGGCUGCCCUUUCUCUCUAUGGACCGUACACAGAGGGCCAAUGCCAUGUCUCCAUCCACAGGGGAGAAUGAGAUUUCUGCUGGCUUCUAAUUCAGACCCCUGCAUGCCAACAAAGAUCUAUGAGAGAGUGAAAAGACAGUGUAACUCUCCAAGACAGAUACUGUCUGAGGAUUCAUCAUCUUGUAGAUCAGAGGGACCUUGUAGGUAGCUUAGAUAUAAAUCAACUCUUUAAUGUUUGCCUUGAUCUUCUACCUGUCAGAAAGAAGAUGUAUGAACAAAUUGUAACAUUCCAAAGACUGGGUCAACAAGUUCCAGGGAAGGACUUAGGCCCCACAAGAGGUAGAGUUUGUGACCAUUAGGAUUGUCAAAAAAGUGAACCCUACUCCCAAUGAUUGUAGAACCAGUUAAGCCUACAACUGUGUAUACUCUGAAUCUGGAAGUCAAUGGCAGAUCACAGAUGCCUCCUCCACUGCACCCCCAUGGCAUGGCCUGAACUCUUGAAAAUCCUGGAAUUCAAGGUCAAAGUACUUGAGAUCUACUGAGGCACUGCUUUAUCUUUUGGGUAGGAAAGUCCUUAGAGAGAACUUUAUAUUUGUUAAGGCCAAAGACUUAUGGCAAGUAAAUAGGGAAGGACAUUCACCUUUCCUGCUUAUAUUCUUCUCCCUAAGGGAAGAGGCCUCUUAGUAUAUAUUAUAACAUAAUAUAAUAUAGUAUAUGUACUGUAUAUUAACCUCCAUGUUACCCUUUCUAAUCCUGCAAGUCCUCUGUAUCUAGUCUAGAAAAAUACUUCAAAGUGCUUUGUCUUUGCUUAACAGCAGGGCCAAUAUGUGUGAUGUGAGAAUCAUUUUACCAUGUUUAACCAUGAAACUCGGUUCACCUAGUGGUUCCAUUUUCAGUGGCUGCCACCUGCUUCCCCCAGAAGACCUCCCUUAGUUUGAUAACUUCAUUUACCACUCUUAUCUCAUGAUGGAAAAGAGAUAUACUUUCAUUUUGUAAUGCUUUAUUCAUCACAAAUGACAUUUAUCAACUUAUUACUUCAUUGAUGUUACACUAUAUUGAAUAGGAAUCCCUAAAAUUUUGAAGAGUUUUGUUUGUUUGGUUGGUUGGUUUGGGGGGAUUAUUUUUGUUUGUUUGUUUGGUUGAUUGGUUUAGGUAGCUUCAGCUGUCCUGAAACACACUCAGUAGACCAGACUGGCUUUGAACUCAUAGAGAUCCACCUGCCUCUGCAGUGUUGGGAUUCAAGGAGUACGCCACUACUGUCUGGCUACAAAUACCUAAUUUUGAUGUCAUAAAUUUCAUAUUUUUUUAAAAUUUUGCUUCUGCUAUUUAAAUAUUGUGUAAAGGUUUCAUAACCCCAUCUUUUCUAAUUUGUCCUAUAUUUUCUUCUGUUACUGCAAUAUUUCAUUUCCAUUUAGAUCUUUACUCUGACAGGUAACUAUGAAAUGCUACUCAACUUUUCAGAAAUCAAUGAUUCCAAUCUUUGAAGUGUUGAUGAUAGUGGCAUUUGCCUGUCAGGGUUGGCAUGAAGAAUAACUGAUAGUAUACACGAAGUGCUGAUAUGAGUGUCUGCCACAUAGUAUCAUGCAAAUACUUUGACUAUAUAGUUAAAAUAAAUGUGUUUAGUUAUAUUUCUGUAAGUCAUAGAGUAUGUGAAGAUGCAGCAAAAAAAAAAUAAAGGUGAUUCUAAUAA